CCGACCACAACCACCACGGAGAGAUUUUAUGGGCUCGGUUCCGGGGACAAUGGACAAUGAGGGGUGACCAAGCUUACUAUGGCUCGUUUAUGCGCAUGAGAAUGGAGCAAACUAUAUAAAAGCAGUGAUCUAAUCCGCAUCAGUUAAGAUGAAAGAGAAGCAUAGAUUGUAGCUUAUUUGCUCUUCUUUUUCUUGUCCUCAGUCACAUUCACAAUGGUUAGCUUCUCCGUCCUUCAACUCUUGGCUGCUAGCGCCACGCUGGUCGCCGCCCUUCCCGCUGCCCAGCCCACGGACAUCAACGAUUCGGAUCGCGAUGUUGCUGCUCGCGAGGCCCUUCAGCUUGGCACGGCCAUCCACGGCGCCCUGGACUUGCCCACUACGAUCCAGGAGAUGGAGAUGCCUGAGCCUACUCCUGGUCCUGAAAUUGACGUGGCUGAAGCGGCUGUUGCUGCUGCCAAGCAGAUGACUGUUGAGAUCAUUAACAAGCACGGCGCCGAUAUCAAGACUGUCCACACUGGCGGAGAAGCCGUUGGUAAGCCUGGCGCUGGCAAGAUUGGCAAGGGAAAGACGGCGCGCUUUGUUGUCAACGCUGGCUGGCACGGUACUGUGGCCAUUAACGACGCCAAGCACAGCGAUACUACCGGCGAUGAGUCCCUGAUUGAGGGCUCGUUUGUCAACCAGGGCGCUGGUCAUGCCCAGGGAGAUGUCAACAUUAGCUUCGUUGAUGGCUUCUCUGUCCCCAUUGUCUGCUGGUGUGACGAGAACAACGUCACCACUGGCUGCAACAAGGACCUCAACAAGCUCAACAAGUGCCCUAACCCCAACGGCCAGGGCUCGUGCAAGAACCCCUUGCGCAACGACAACGGUGCCAAGUCCCCUACCAAGUACUUUUCUCCCUGCCAUGCUGCUGGUGGCGCCUACACAUUUCCCAGCGAUGACAAGGCCAACAACCUCAACCAAAAGUGCCCCAAGGAGAAGUACACUUGCUGCGUUGGUACCUCGUGCCGCUCGCACCCUUAG
This is a messenger RNA of [Torrubiella] hemipterigena, 1020 nucleotides long. Lineage: Eukaryota; Fungi; Ascomycota; Sordariomycetes; Hypocreales; Clavicipitaceae. The record is from the annotation of a GenBank genome assembly.